CUUCUCCUGACCAAUCCAGACUCUGACAGCCUCACGCAGCAGAGCCUGUCGGACGGCGAGGAGCAGCUCGACCGCCUCCAGCAGGCGGAGCUCACACGAAACACGUGCAUGUCGCUGUGGAGGGCGGGCGCCGUCCAGGCCUGGAUGGAGGUUGUCAUGGGGAUGCCCAUGUACAUCCGAGCCUGCUCUGAAAAUGUCAAAAGUGGCAAGAUUCUUUUAGGAUUGACCGAUGAGGAUUUGGAGCUGGGCCUGGGUAUCAGUAACCCAAUUCAUCGCAGGAAGCUACGACUGGCCAUCGAGGAUUACAGAAGAGCUGAAGGAGAUAAAGGACUGUCGAAAGCCUCUGAGAUGGACCAUCACUGGGUUGCCACAUCGUGGCUGAGUGACGUGGGGCUGCCUCAAUACUCCCAAACCUUCCAGAGUCACUUGGUGGACGGACGAGUGCUGAACUCUCUGAGUCGCAGGGACCUGGAGAGAUUCCUCAAUAUCGGUGACCAGUUCCACCAGACGAGUCUCCUUCUGGCAAUCCAGCUGCUGCAGAUGCUCAGCUUUGAUAAAGAGGCCCUGCAGGCGCGACGGGCAAAAUGUGAGCACCAAGACCGUGAUCCCAUUGUUUGGACAUGUCACAGAGUAAUGAAGUGGAUCAGAGACGCAGACCUCAAGGAGUUCGCAGACAAUCUUCAGGGUAAAGGGAUCCAUGGAGCCGUGAUGGCUCUCGAUCCGUCCUUCGACACCGACGCCAUGGCCAAAGCCCUGGGGAUCCCCGGCAACAAACACAUGCUGCACCGGCACCUGUAUGAAGAGAUGAAAUCACUCGCCGUCCCUCACGGCAAUGCAGAACAGGGCAAUGAGGUCAUCAGUUCCUCUUCACCUGUGGCUGUGAACCGCUUCGCUGAGGAGAGGGGCUCCAUAAGAAGAACAGGCAAGAGUCCGCUGAGGUUCCGUGCAAGCAGCCACUCGGUGGAGCGCAGCCUGGGCUUCCACGGCAGCUGUGGCUCGCUGCCCAGGGAGGCAAGAGUUCAGGCUGUCCCGCGGGCCAAAGGCAGCCCGAUGCACACCUACACCAACGUGGAGAUCACAAACGUCUGAACCAGCCUCAGCCGCUGAAAUCUCCAUCACUGUUUACAUUGUUAUUGUUUUAUAAUUGUUUACUGCUAAGACGAAACCUUGAAGAGGAUGUCUUAGACUGAUUUACCAAUUUAAUUUAAUCAUUCAAAUAUAUCAUCAUUUUGUUUUUGCCAGCAUCACAAUGACACCUAAUGGAGCUGCAAAACAUUUUUGUUUUGUUUUGAAUUUCCUGAUGAGUUUCACAUUAUGACUUCAUUGAAAAUCAUAGACGUGAAGACUGAAUGGUAACCUGCGAAUAACUGUACAGUGUUGUUCCUCUUUGAUGGCUUACAUGAAAUAGGUCUCAUGUUUAUAUUAUCUUCACACCACCGUUGUGGUCUCUUUUUUAACAGGUCAGCUCUUUUUUUCCCUCCUCACAUAGUAACUGGAGAGUUUUGCCUUAGGUACAGGAGAAGUCGUUAUAAUUUGCUUUGACAGCAGUGAUACUGUACAUAUCCGCUGUUAAUCUUCCGAGGACACCGGAACUGUGUCACGUCAGCAGCUCUGCACACACGUGCGCGCGUGCGCGACAUGUUGGCCCGAGUUUCUGGCUCAAAUCAGUUCCUCUACGUCCCAGCGACUCUCUCCAGGCUCCAUGCAGGUUUGUCACCACAAUAAUUAUCACACUGUAACAGAAACUAGACCUUAGUUAAAAGCAACAUUAAAAGAUAUGAAACCCGGAUAUGUGGGGAGGAAUGAAUUUGUCGUCAACGCUAACUUUAUUUAAAGCCCCAGUGUGUAAUCCAAGAGGAUCCAAGAGGGGACAUUUUAUGGUGGCGCACCACUAAUUCCCUUUCCGGUUUCCCUGGGCGAUGGAAAUUCAACGCGAAAUGCGACGUAUUCUGGACCGUUUUCUGCAACCGUAUUAAAUGCUACACUCCAUUAAACCUCGGAAGUCGCUCGGAAGUCGGGGUGGUGAUUUUUUUCCGACCUCCCGAGUCGCAGUGGAACGCAGCACAACAUGACGUUGCAAACAUGGCGACUUACACGGAGUUCGGGUCCCACUAAUGGAACUAUAUUAAACAAAAAAUAUUGGUUCUUUGUUGCACGUGAUUAUACAUAUAUGAUUAUACAUAUAUGGACACGCAAUAUAUUACAUUUUUUGUGAAUACUUUCUUCUAAAUAUUACACACUGUUGCUUUAAUGACACAGCAGAUUAUAGCACACAAGACAAUCUAGUUUAAACUGUACUUUUACAAUCUGUCUUCUCAACAUGUCCCAUUCAGUUCAUAUAAGAGAUCUGUUGUAGAUGUUUACUUUUCAUUGAUUAUAAAUGUUGGUUAAAAAUCACUUACAAGACUCGUCCAUGGUGAUACUGUAUACUGUUGACUGUUGAAAGGGAUCAUGGGUAAACCUGAAGGACAGACCAUGUUUAUAUAUUGUACAAGCACUGUAAAAGGACAGUGGUGUCGCUCAUCUUAAAGGGGAGAAAUAAAUGCCAUCUUUUGUACAGUUUGAACGUGUUUUAUAAAUCGCAGUCGUGUAAAGUUUGCUGUUCCCGAGCAUGAGCACUCGUGUGAAAUGUCACAUAGAAGCCACACUGUGUGCAGCUGAAACCCGGAGGCAAAGCCAAAUAGUGUAAAACAGGUUUUUCUGCCACUUCCUGGGCGUCUGAAAUGUUCAAACCUGCAGACGCGGAGGGAAGGAACUCAAAACUGUGUUCAAUGUUAACCUCCGGAGUUAAAACCACAUGAACUGUUUCUCCUCCCUCUGCUGUCAGAGCUUCUUAUGUACGCCAACGAUUAAAACAACUGUCGUAUUGUACCACAUUGACCUGAUAUGGUUGUUUUCAAAGAGAAGCUAAAUUAAAAACUGUGUUAACACACUAAAAAACUA
Scophthalmus maximus (turbot) is the source of this 2943-nucleotide messenger RNA. Its product is annotated as kazrin-A-like. The transcript is spliced from 7 exons. The record is from RefSeq and is a predicted model, not a curated record. The annotation marks the transcript as partial. NCBI's taxonomy places the organism in Eukaryota, Metazoa, Chordata, Actinopteri, Pleuronectiformes, Scophthalmidae. Gene Ontology annotation, molecular function: protein binding.